Caenorhabditis angaria is the source of this 2192-nucleotide messenger RNA. NCBI's taxonomy places the organism in Eukaryota, Metazoa, Nematoda, Chromadorea, Rhabditida, Rhabditidae. The record is from the annotation of a GenBank genome assembly.
AUGGAGGAAUUCAUUCAUUCUCUGACUAAUUGGAAUAUUGAAUAUUUGAAAGCUGUUGUUGAAAAGAAUGUCUAUCGAAAUGUAGGUCAAACUAUGCAUUUUCUUUCCAAAAUUUAAUGAUUUUAGGUAAUUUCGAAAGAAUUCCUCGAUGUAGUCAAUCGCCUGCCACCGGAUGGUGGUCUAACACCAGUUGACAGAAAAAUGGUGCUGUCAUUGCUAUUCACAAAGCCAGAAACCAUGUUUUUGUUUCAUGAUCCGGAUUGGUUGCUUGGCUACUUGUUCCGAUCACAAUACUUUCCAAAUAAUUCGCAAUUUUAUGGAUGCGGCCUGAAUUAUGUGAACGAAGAGUGUAUUUUGUCAGACAGAGAAACGAAAAAAAAAUUUAUAUCGAAACAAGAUGCAUUAUCUUGGUUUUAUUCGAAUUCGUCAGAUGUUGUUGGAGAACUUGGGAUUUGCGCAAGACUCACAGAAAAAUCAGUGUUGAAUGAGAUUGGAAGACGUUUAGAAGGAACAUUUGAAUUAAUCCCAUUUGAUUUGCUAGAGGAACAUGUCAAAGAAGAUUUGCAAAUAGUUUAUCCAUGCACAGAAGAUGGUUUUGGGAUUCAUAGUUUAUUCAAUGAAGAAUUCGACGAUUCUUUGAUUGAUGAAUUCGCACAAAUUUACCCGAAUAUAGACGAGUCAAAGAGCCUUGAAGUUCUCCAGGAAAUGUAUGAUUGGCGCGAAUCUGUCACCGAAUUCUUCAGAGAUGCUCCAUGGUUUGAUGAAAAAUAUGCGAUUCUCAGAAAAUUUGAAGAUUCGGACAAGGGCGAUACGUUUUUUUUCAUGGCGAAAGAAGUCGAAGAUAUUUUGGGCAUUGUUAUGAUGAAAAAGUAUUCGAAACCAUUUCCAAAGGGUUUGAUUCCGGUGGAAAAUGAGGAAGAUCGAAGAUUGGGAAUAUUGAGGACUGUGGAGAUGGAUACGUUUCACAAGGUUUUGAGAAUUUUGAAAUUGGAGGAGAAAGAUAUGACGGUAAGGAAUUUCAGCAGAGAUUUAGACUGAAAUUCUAGUAUUUCCAGAUUCUCCCUGUGAAAAUCCACCAAUCUGCCCCAACAAAUACACCAUACGGAACAUAUUGUAAACUUUCUCGUCACACAUUCCUUGAUCUAUUCGAACAAAUCUCAACUGGAAUGAAUUUAUGGCGCAAAAUCGACAGAAAAAAUGUUGGAAAAAUUGCGGAAUUCUUCGAAUCGCUGAUCUCAGAAGGUGUUUUCAGUACUCAACGAAAUUAUCGAUAUUGUAUUGAGACUUGGAAAUUUGAUGAGAUUUUGAAGCGGGCUUUUGAUGAGUUGGGCAAACUUGUAAAGCCUGAUGAUAAAUGUCAUUUUGAAAUUCGCGAUCCUUGGGAGAAAUUUUCUCGUCAAAAAUCGCUGGAAAUUAUGCGGAAAAUGGCGCCGCAUGCCGAAAAUCAGAAAGAAUUACGAGAAGAUUUUGAAUUUUACAUGAAAAAAUUCAUAAAACCUGACCAAAGAUUCCUCGAAGCCGAAGAUGUUUAUGGGAUUUUUCAUCGAAGUUUGUUCAACACUUUCAUUCGGACAAAUUUGAAAGUCAUGCAGUUUUUGGAAAUCCAGGGAUUCGUUCGAAAUGUGGCAAUUCGUGGAAAAAAUUUGGAAGAGGAAGAAGAAUUGCCUUUUCAAUUAUAUGUGGAGAAAUUUCGAGAGGCUUUCCUGUAAGUUUCGCGCCAAAAAAAAUUCCACAUAUUUAAAAAUACAAUUUUUUGCAGAAGAUAUCUGCCAAAAAUCCCACUUGUCCCAAUUUUGAAACAUUCGGAAAUGAUGGCAUCGAUUGACGAAAGAAUGGGCGAAUAUAAUCGAAAAAGUUGGAAAAUUCAAAAAUCGGAUCGAAAAGCGGCGCUGGAAAUCUCGAAAAUCAUAGAAGAACAUGUGGAAAGGCAUAGAAUUGGCGAUGAAUUUUUUGUGAAUCGAAGAGUUGUGCCAAUUGAGAUAACAGACAAACACGAGAGAGUACAUGAUAUUUUUGCGGAGGAUGCGAUUUUGAAUUCGAUUGUUAUGAAUGCAAGAAAAAAUGAUUAUAAAGAUGGAAGUUAUUUGAAAUUGAUUCGAGAAAGAUUGGAAGAAAAGUUGAGCGAAGAAAUUGAAGAGGACGAACAUCGAACUAUUAUUUCGAUGUUGGAAAAUUCACAAUUUUUUGAUUGA